Aspergillus pseudotamarii is the source of this 1011-nucleotide messenger RNA. Its product is annotated as FAD-dependent oxidoreductase. The transcript has 3 exons. The coding region runs from base 1 to 1011 and encodes 336 amino acids. Gene Ontology annotation, molecular function: FAD binding; D-amino-acid oxidase activity. The record is from RefSeq and is a predicted model, not a curated record. NCBI's taxonomy places the organism in Eukaryota, Fungi, Ascomycota, Eurotiomycetes, Eurotiales, Aspergillaceae.
AUGACUUCGAUCAAGGCGCAUGUGGGCAUCAUUGGCUCCGGUAUCAUCGGCCUUCUCUCUGCUUUGACGCUCACCGAUGCCGGCUACAGAGUGACUAUCGUUGCACGCGAUCUACCGGGUGAUGAAUCCCAGGACUGGGCAAGUCCCUGGGCGGGCGUAUCAAUCUUCCCUCAUCCAGACGUUGGCGGCCACUGUCUCCAGACCGAGAAUUUUAAGUACUUCUGGGCCUUAGCACAUAGGGAUCCAACGAGUGGCGUUCAAGUUAUCAAAGCAACGGAACACUACGAUGAUCGGGAGGAUGAUUCAAGCAUCUGGUACAAGACAGUGGUCCCGCACUAUCGUGUCAUUCCGAAGGAGAAGCUUCCCAAGGGCGUAAAGCUUGGAUUUACAUAUACGUCGAUGACGAUCAAUCCAGCAUUCUUACUCCCAUGGAUCCAAACGCAACUGAAAGCACGUGGGGUCACAUUUAUUCGGAAGACGCUGAGAUCCAUCCAAGAGGCAAAGACGAUCACCGGAGCAGAAUAUAUCGUGCACGCAUCGGGGCUAGGAGCGUAUACUCUUGCGGACGAUAAGAAUGUAGAGGCCAUUCGUGGACAAACAAUGUUUGUCAAGACGGACUUUAACGAGUUGAAGAUGCACCAAGGUUCCCACUACACCUAUGUUAUUCCGCGGAUGUUCACCAACGGGGCCAUCAUCGGCGGUGUCAGCCAGCCCGGUAGCUUGGAUCGCAAUGUGGACAAGGCCCUACGCGCCGACAUUCUAAAACGCGUCAAUAUCCUUACUGACGGGGGUCUUAGCUCGGUCGACCUGGACAAGGAUGUCCAAAAGGAUAUUGUCGCCUUCCGGCCGGGAAGAAAAGGAGGAUAUCGCCUCGAGGCUGAGGAUGACGUAGUGCAUGCCUACGGGUUUGCCGGCCUUGGCUAUAUAUUCAGUUACGGUGUGGCUUUAAAGGUCCGAGAGCUGAUUGACUCGGUAGUGGACAAAGACAGGGCUCCAAGGAGCCGCCUCUGA